AUGACAUCCACCAAGCUGCUCUUCAUCGCGGCCCUCGGCCUCGCCCUCUUCGCCGUCGCCGCCCUGGCCGAUGGCGACUAUGACGACAAGCACGACAACAAGGGUCCGUGCAAGGGCGGCUACUGGCCCGACGGCAAGGGCUGCUGCCCGAAGAUCAUCAAGGGCAAGGCCUACUACCGCGAUGCCAACAAGUGCUACCCCAAGGACCUCGACUGCGGCGUCUUCUACGCUGAUGGCAACGGGUACUACCCGGACGAGAAGGGUAACUACGCUAAGGACGGCGAGCACUGCGACGAUGAGCGCAAGUGCCACCAGUACUGCAUUCGUCCCGAUCACGACGACCACUAUGAUGAUGAUGACGAGUGCCACGAGAGUACGACGACCAGGAAGCACCACCGCACCACGUCGACCACCGAGGAGUGCCCCCGCGAGACCACCUCGACCAGGAGGCAGACCACCACAAAGAAGGAGACCACCACCACGCCCAAGGAGACCACCACCACGAGGAGGGAGACCACGUCGACCAGGAGGCACCACCGCACCACGUCGACCACGGAGGAGUGCCCCAAGGAGACCACCUCGACCAAGAAGCACCACCGCACCACCAGCGAGAAGCCCUGCGAUGACGACCACGACAAGGACUACGACAACAAGAAGAAGCAGUGCCACGGCGGCCAGUGGAGCGACGACGACGGGUGCUGCCCGCGCAAGAUCGGCCACCAGUGGUACUACCGCGAUGCCCACGGCUGCUACCCCGUCGAGCGCGACUGCGGCGUGUUCUACGCCGACGGCCAGGGCUGUUACCCCGACGAGCACGGCAAGUACCGCGAGUACGGCGAGAAGUGCCCGCGUCACCGCCAGUGCAAGCGCGAGUGCGACGGCGGCAAGAAGCACGACGACGACCACUACGACGACGACAAGGACUACUAG
Molecule: messenger RNA, 930 nt
Organism: Acanthamoeba castellanii str. Neff
Lineage: Eukaryota; Discosea; Longamoebia; Acanthamoebidae
Exons: 2
Coding region: 1-930 (309 amino acids)
Source: RefSeq, a predicted model, not a curated record